Molecule: messenger RNA, 1714 nt
Organism: Phascolarctos cinereus (koala)
Lineage: Eukaryota; Metazoa; Chordata; Mammalia; Diprotodontia; Phascolarctidae
Gene: ERGIC3
Product: ERGIC and golgi 3
Biological process (GO): retrograde vesicle-mediated transport, Golgi to endoplasmic reticulum; endoplasmic reticulum to Golgi vesicle-mediated transport
Cellular component (GO): COPII-coated ER to Golgi transport vesicle; endoplasmic reticulum membrane; Golgi membrane
Source: RefSeq, a predicted model, not a curated record
GGAUCCAGCCCCGGAAGUGAGCGGCUGUGGGCAGGUCCCUUGAUUUUCCCUUUUCCGGCAGGUCCCCAUGGACGCGUUGGGGAAGCUGAAGCAGUUCGAUGCCUACCCAAAGACCCUGGAAGACUUCCGGGUCAAGACAUGCGGCGGGGCCACAGUGACCAUCAUCAGCGGUCUCCUAAUGCUCGUGCUUUUCCUGUCUGAACUGCAGUAUUACCUUACGGCCGAGGUUCAUCCUGAACUCUAUGUUGACAAGUCCAGGGGCGACAAACUGAAGAUUAACAUUGAUAUUUUCUUCCCACAUAUGCCCUGUGCCUAUCUGAGUAUUGAUGCCAUGGAUGUGGCUGGGGAGCAGCAGUUGGACGUGGAACACAACCUAUACAAACAGCGUUUGGACAAAGAUGGUCACCCUGUAACCACAGAAGCUGAACGUCAUGAGCUGGGGAAAGAGGAGGAAAAGGUGUUUGACCCCAGCUCCUUGGAUCCUGAGCGCUGUGAAAGCUGCUAUGGUGCCGAGUCUGAGGAUAGCAAGUGCUGUAACACAUGUGAAGAUGUGCGGGAGGCAUACCGACGGAGAGGUUGGGCCUUCAAGAACCCAGACACCAUUGAGCAGUGUCGACGUGAAGGCUUCAGCCAAAAGAUGCAAGAACAGAAGAAUGAAGGCUGCCAGGUGUAUGGCUUCCUAGAAGUCAACAAGGUGGCCGGGAACUUUCACUUUGCACCUGGGAAGAGUUUCCAGCAAUCACAUGUGCAUGUCCAUGCUGUGGAGAUUCAUGACCUGCAGAGCUUUGGACUAGACAAUAUCAACAUGACUCACUACAUUCGACAUCUGUCUUUUGGGGAAGAUUAUCCAGGAAUUGUGAACCCACUGGAUAAUACCAACAUCACUGCCCCCCAAGCCUCUAUGAUGUUCCAGUACUUUGUGAAGGUGGUGCCCACAGUAUACAUGAAAGUGAAUGGGGAGGUGCUGAGGACAAAUCAGUUCUCUGUGACAAGACAUGAGAAAGUUGCCAAUGGGCUGAUUGGGGACCAGGGGCUUCCUGGAGUCUUCGUGCUGUAUGAGCUGUCGCCCAUGAUGGUCAAACUGACAGAGAAACACAGGUCCUUCACACACUUCCUCACUGGUGUCUGUGCCAUCAUUGGAGGCAUGUUCACAGUCGCUGGACUCAUUGACUCCCUGAUCUACCACUCUGCCCGAGCCAUCCAGAAGAAAAUCGAAUUAGGAAAGGCAACAUAAUCACAGGAGCUGCAUGACCCCAGCCGUAUCUUACUCGGGGCCCUUGGUCUCCCAGUGUGUGAAUUCCUAGUUGUGGCCCAGGCCCUCCCCAUCGUGAAUGCUGUCCUUAAACUAUAAGACUUGUUCUGCCCUCCUGACCCUGCCCCCCCAAGAGUUGGUAAAAUUGUGUGUUGUGAUGGUAUUGAAGUCUAAGUGUAUCUUCCCCCCCACCUCAAUAAUUCUUUGCCUCAACUCCCCUGCUGGUCCUGUGUCUCAAAGGAGGUUCCCUCCUGGUCUUUCCUUUUAUAUUCCCACAUAACCCAGCUCUUCUGUAUACUGGAAUCACCUGCCAGAGGUCAGAGCAAUGUGAACCCCUUCCCAGAGAUGCUGGUAUCCCAAAUUUCACCCCUGCCUGGCCCUACCUGGCUCCUUCCAGAGGCUGGGAGAGGAACUGAGCUUGGAAGAGUGGCUGAAACCAGCUGCCAGUAUGGGCAUUAGCAA